CCCUCCCUCCUGCGUUGUGGCCCCGCCCCCUUGCGCGCUGAGCUCAGACGCCGCGGCGAGGGAAGAAGGAAGGCAGGCAGGCAGGCAGGCGGAGGGAGCGGCGGGCAGGCUCGGAGCAUCCUCCGCUUCCUCCUCCUCCUCCUCGGGCGGCAUGGCGGCGGGGGUCGGCCCCGGCUUCGGCCCCUGCGCCCGCGGAGGCGAAGGCAGCCGGGCAGGUCCGGCCCCGAUCUUCUUCCUCCUCCUCCUCCGGCGCCCCGCUCUUUUCCGCUCUUUCGGCCGAAGGCUCUAACCGUUGUCCGCACAGCCCCAAAGAUGAACAAGGAAGCCACCGAAGUCUCCGAGAACAACCACCACCUGAAGGUCUUCCUGCCCAAGAAGCUGGUGGAUUGCGUCCCCAAGUGCCCCGCUUUGCCCAAGGAGCGGCUCCGCUGGAACACCAACGAGGAGAUUGCGUCCUACCUGAUCACCUUUGAGAAACAUGAGGAGUGGCUCUCCUGCUCCCCCAAAACCAGGCCCCAGAACGGCUCCAUGAUCCUCUACAACCGCAAGAAGGUCAAGUACCGGAAGGACGGCUAUUGCUGGAAGAAGCGGAAGGACGGGAAGACCACGCGCGAGGACCACAUGAAGCUCAAAGUCAAGGGCCUCGAGUGUCUCUAUGGCUGCUACGUCCAUUCGUCCAUCUUCCCCACAUUCCACCGGCGCUGCUAUUGGCUCCUGCAGAACCCGGACAUCGUGCUGGUUCACUACCUGAACGUGCCGGCCCUGGAGGACUGUGGGAAGCUGUGUGGGCCGGUCCUGUGCUCCAUCAACAGUGACCGGAAGGAGUGGCUCAAGUGGUCCAAGGAGGAGCUGGUGGGGCAGCUCAAGCCCAUGUUUCACGGGAUCAAGUGGAGCUGUGGGAACGGGAACGGGACGGCGGAGUUCUCCAUCGAGCAGCUGGUGCAGCAGAUCCUGGAGAGCCACCAGGCCAAGCCGCCCCCGCGCACCCACGCCUGCCUCUGCUCCAGCGGACUCGGGAGCCCCAGCCACGUCCCGCACAAAUGCAGCAGCAGCACCAAGCACCGCAUCAUCUCCCCGAAGGGGGAGGUCCGGCCCCCGUGCCCCUUCCCGGCCCCCCUCCCCGAGGCCCAUGGCGUUCCAUCGGAGGAGGCCAAAGCGGAGCCCGAGGCGCCCCGAGCCCCUUCAUUAUCCUCCUCCUCCUCCUCCUCCUCCUCCUCCUCCUCCGCUGAGGGUCACAGGGAGCCCCGUCUGGCCAAGGCGGCCCCCCCGGAUGGCGCCCCCCCGGACCCCGGCCAGGGCUUCCCCAAGCAGGAGCUGCCGGCCGUCUCCCUCUCGGUGGGGCGCACUAAUGGCAGCGGGGCCCUCCUGGUCAUGGCCGGCCUGGGACGGGGCCCCGAGAAGCCCCUGGCCCUGACCCCCAGCCAGCAGCUGCUCUCCAGAGACGGCGGCCACGGCGGCGGGAGCGGGAACCCCCCCGCGACCCCCCUGGGCCUGGCCUUGCUCCUCGGACCGGGCCUGGUCCUCUCCCAGAACCUGGACUCCAGCAUGGAGACCGCGGAGUCGGGGCCCACGGAGCCGGACGCGGCCUUCGACCCGGACUGCUUCCUCAACAGCCCCAAGGAAGGGGAGACCUACGGCGGGGGCGCCAAGCCGGAGCCGCCCCCGGAGAACAACAACAACGGCGGCGGCAGCAACACCACCACGCUCCAGGGCUACUCGGUCUUCAUGCCCAGCACCAACCGCUUCUUCAUCCAGGACGACGGCGGGGCCCGGCCCACGGCGCCCGCCCUCCUGCCCCCCUCGCCUCCGCCGUCCUCUUCCGCCGGGACGGAGGAGUGCAAGAGCAGCCCCCCGGAGACCCCCAUGGAGACCACCCCCACCGGCGGGGAAGAGGGAGAGGCCCCGGGCGACGAGGGGCCUCCCGCGGAGAUGUCGGCCGCGGCGCUGCAGGAGGAGCUCUACUCCAUGAUCCAGACGGCGGCGGUGGCGGCCACGGCCUCUCCUUCCACGGCCUCCUUCGGCCUCUCCUUCGACAACCACUUCCCGGACCUCAUCGGCGAACUCAUGACGGACGAGAGCGGGGCGGGCGGUGGCGCAGACGGAGCCACGGAGGGGAACGGCAGUGGCGGCGAGAGGCCGAGCCCUGGGAGGGUCCUCUCCGCGGAGGAGAACCUGGCCGAUGAGACCCCGGGGGGCUCCCCACAACAGCCGCCACUGGCCUCCAUCACGGACUUCUCCCCUGAAUGGUCCUACCCAGAGGGGGGCGUGAAGGUGCUGAUCACGGGUCCCUGGGUGGACCAGGCCGAGCCCUACAGCUGCCUCUUCGACCAGAUCUCCGUCCCGGCCGCCCUCAUCCAGUCCGGAGUGCUGCGCUGCUAUUGCCCAGCCCACGAGGCCGGCCUGGUCCCUCUGCACGUGGCCUGCGAGUCCCGCGUGGUCUCCCUCUCCGUCCUCUUCGAGUACCGGGCGAGGAACUUCCUGGCGCUGCCCAGCACCCAGAUGGACUGGCUCUCCUUGGACGAUAACCAGUUCCGGAUGUCCAUCCUGGAGCGGCUGGAGCAGAUGGAGAAGCGGAUGGCCGAGAUGACCGCCAACGCCAAUGCCGCCACUUCGGCCUCGGCCCCGGCCCAGCAGAGAGGGGAGAGGACCCCCAGCCAGGCUGCCUCGGACUCCUUCGAGGACCGGAUCGUGGCCCUGUGUGAGAAGAUGAUGGCCCAGCCCUGCUGGCUGCGGGCAGGGGCCACGCUGGUCCACCACGUCAGCUUCCGCGGCAUGACCCUCCUGCACCUGGCCGCCGCCCAAGGCUACACCCGCCUCAUCCAGGCCCUCAUCCGGUGGCGGAACCUCAACGUCCAGAGCCUGGACCUGGAGCAAGAGGUGGACCCGCUCAACGUGGACCAUUUCUCCUGCACCCCUUUGAUGUGGGCCUGUGCGCUGGGGCACCUGGAGGCGGCGCAGCUGCUCUUCCGCUGGAACCGGGCGGCGCUCUCCAUCCCGGACUCCUUGGGCCGCCUGCCCCUCUCGGUGGCCCGGUCCCGGGGUCACGUCCGGCUGGCCUCCCGCCUGGAGGAGCUGCAGCGGCAGCAGGAAGAGGAAGAGGAAAAAGAACAGGAAAGAGAGGAAGCGCGGGAGGAGGACGAAGACGAGGAGGAGGAGGAGGAGGACGGGGCCAACCACAACAAGGCCUGCGCGACGGGGCCCCGGCGGAUGGUGGAAGCCCUCCACAUCCCCUCCCCACUCUCGGCCAGCCCGGAUACAGGUCUGAGCACGGCCAGCAGUGUCUCCUCUCCGUCCGAACUCUCGGAGGGCUCCGUCUCGGUCACUUCGGCCUACUCCAGCGGUUCAACGCAGCGAGAGUCUCCGGCCUACAGUCCCGAAGAGGAGGCCGAGGGAGCCAUGGACGUCUGCCCGGGAGAGGAGGGGGGCCUGGCCGGGUGGUACCUGCGGGAGGGGCCCCACCCCGCGCCCCCCUUCUUCAUGGACUGCGACGAGGGGGGCACCCCUCCCUCCGGACACGCAGCCGGGCCUCCGCCGGAGAUGGAGCCGGAGCUGCUGAGCUAUGCCGAGAACGUCGAGAACGAGGAGUACCUGCCGGCCACCGACGUCCUGCAGGUGGACAUGAUCACGCUGGCCAAGCAGAUCAUCGAGGCCACUCCGGAGCGGAUCAAGCAGGAGGACUUUGCCUCGGCCGAGGCCCCUCUGCGGGAGCGGCCCUCCAACCUGGGCCUGAGCGAGACCAUGUCCUGGCUGGCCAGCUACCUGGAGAACGUGGACCAGCUCUCCGGCGCCGCCCAGAGACGCUCCCUGGCCUCGGCCUCGUCCUCCUCGUCGUCCCCCUCGCUGCCGUCCUCCCCGCUGCCCCCGCCGGCCCCCUCCUCACGCCUGAGCCCACUGCUGCUGCCGCCUCCCCUGGGGGAGCUCUCCCUGGAGCGCCUGCCCCCGCCCCCCUCGGCCGCCAGCUGGGCAGAGUUCCUCAACGCCUCGGCCAACGGCAAGAUGGAGAGCGACUUCGCCCUGCUCACCCUCUCCGACCACGAGCAGCGGGAGCUCUACGAGGCCGCCAAGAUCAUCCAGACCGCCUUCCGCAAGUACAAGGGCCGGCGGCUGAAGGAGCAGCAGGAGAUGGCGGCCGCGGUCAUCCAGCGAUGUUACCGCAAGUACAAACAGCUCACCUGGAUUGCUCUGAAGUACGCCCUGUACAAGAAGAUGACGCAGGCGGCCAUCCUGAUCCAGAGCAAGUUCCGGAGCUACUACGAGCAGAAGAAGUUCCAGCAGAGCCGCCGGGCGGCCGUGCUCAUCCAGCAGUACUACCGCUCCUACAAGGAGUACGAGAAGCUCAAGCAGGGACACCGGGCCACGGCCACCGCCAUCAGCCAGAAGAUCAAAGGAAACUUCCUGACCAAGAAGCAGGAUCAGGCCGCCCGGAAGAUCAUGCGCUUCCUGCGCCGCUGCCGCCACAGGAUGAAGGAGCUGAAGCAGCGGCAGGAAGUGGACCCCCCCUCACAGAAGAGAGGCCUGGCCACUUAGGCGGAAGAGACGAAGACGACGGGACGAGGACCCUUCGGUGGCAUCCUCACCCCAGCCAAGACCCCCCCCCCCAUGGAACGUAACUACGGGGGGCUGUGUGUGUCUCCCCAUUUCAAGGACGGUGCAAUAGAGACUUCGAGGAGGGUCUCCUCUUGGUUUCCUCCACGUUUGGAUUGAGCCCCCUCCUCUCCCGACGGCCCCCUCCCCAAAUCGCCAUGCACGCUUCGCCUUAUAUCUGUGCCAAGCCUUCUUCACCCCUUUUCCCUGUCUCCCUAUUUCCCAAUAUUGGGGGGGGGGGGUUAUGGAUGCAUUUGGGGGGUCCGACACUCAGUACAUAUUGGGGAGGGGGUCCCACUUGUUGUUCCCCUCCUUUCACUCCACUUUGGAGAUUCUUGAAAGUAGAAAUCUCCAGAAUCCUUUGGGAAUAAGCAGACAUCUUUAAAAGUAACCGUUGGUUUACUCAUAAACUUCAUGUACUCAGCAUAGAGGAAGUUUGCUUCAACUAACUUCCAAACCAGGCAUGGGAAAACUUGGGCCCUCCAGGUGUUUUGGACUCCAACUCCCACAAUUCCUAGCAGCCGGUAGGCUGCUAGGAAUUGUGGGAGUUGGAGUCCAAAACACCUGGAGGGCCCAAGUUUGCCCAUGCAUGGUAAACUACUAUUUUUACUGAAGUCUCAAAGUUUCGAAAACUGAGUCUGAGUCCUGAACAAGCCCAGAUCUGAUCACAUGGUCCGCAGCCCCUACCACAACAUAGAGUUAAGGAAAACCUCCAACCAAUACACAGUAUAGUAAACAAUCUGAAAAACAAAUAACUAGUGGAGUUUACUCAUAAACUUCAUGUACUUAGCAUAGAGGAAGUUUGCUUCAACUAACUUCCAAACCAGGUUUUGGCAAACUUGGGCCCUCUGGGUGUUUUGGACUACAACUCCCACAAUUCCUAGCAGCCUACCGGCAGGUUUGCCCAUGCAUGUUCUAAACUAUACUGUUUUUACUGAAGUCUCUAAGUUUCAAAAAUGGAGUCUGAGUACUGAAUAAGCCCAGAUCUGAAAACAACAUAGAGUUAAGAAAAACUUCCAACCAAUACACACAUACACAAUAUAGUAAACAAUCUGAAUUAUAUACAUAAGACCUACCUAGUAGAGGAGGCUUGUAAAGCAUACUGUUUCGAAAAUGGAGUCUGAGUCCUGAACAAGCCCAGAUCUGAUCACAGUAUAGAGUUAAGAAAAACUUCCAGCCAAUGCACAUGUAUACAAUAUAGUAAACAAUCUGAAUUACAUACAUAAGACAUAUCUAGUGGAGAUGGUUUGAAAACCAUACCUUUUCGAAAAUGGAGUCUGAGUCCUGAACGAGCCCAGAUCUGAUCACAUCGUCACAUCACAGUCCAGCCCACAACAUAGAGUUAAGGAAAACUUCCAACCAAAACACACAUCUACAGUAUAGUAAACAAUCUGAAUUAUAUAAGUAGUGGAGUUUACUCAUAAACUUCAUGUACUCAGCACAGAGGAACUUGGCUUCAACUAACUUCCAAACCAGGCCUGGGCAAACGUGGGCCCUCCGGGUAUUUUGGACUCCAUCUCCCACAAUUCCUAGCAGCCUACUGGCUGCUAGGAAUUGUGGGGGUCGGAGUCCAAAACACCCAGAGGGCCCAAGUUUGCCCAUGCCUGUUUUAAACUUUACUGUUUUUACUGAAGUCUCUAAGUUUCGAAAAUGGAGUCUGAGUCCUGAACGAGCCCAGAUCUGAUCACAACAUAGAGUUAAGAAAAACUUCCAACUAAUGUGCACAUAUACAGUAUAGUAAACAAUCUGAAUUAUAUACAUAAGACCUAUCUAGUGGAGGAAGCUUGAAAAGCAUACUGUUUCGAAAAUGGAGUCUGAGUCCUGAACAAGCCCAGAUCUGAUCACAACAUAGAGUUAAAUACUUCCAACCAAUGUGCACAUCUAUAAUAUAGUAAAAAAUCUGAAUUAUAUACAUGAGGCUUGGAGAAGGUUGCUAUUUCCAACAAAAGACCCCCCCCCCAAAAAAAAUAUCUCUCUUGUGAUGCACUUUUGAUGAAUCUCCCCCUCCCCAUCUCUUCCUAUCCCCCUCCCCAAUUUCCCACUAAUGUAUAUAAUCCAAGGGGUCUUUCAAGACAGGAAGAACUCCAAAUUGGGGGGAUUUCUGGGUGAGGGUCUCCCCAUCUCCGGACUGCAACCCCCCCCCCCCAAUGUAAAUACUUGUAAGAUACGGACAAAGGAAAGCUAUACUUCAGAAUCUAUUUAAAGAGGAAAGGAGGGUGGGUUUAUGGGGUGGGGGGAUUUGUGGGUCGGGGGUCCAGGAACGCAUGGGUUUAUAAUUUUUUUGGGGGGGGGGUAUCCAUCUUCUUUGCCUUCGUCAUCGUGGAAGCCCUUUGACCCCCCUCCCUGUUCCGGACGUUUCUACGUAUUUUAUUCGCAUGGAAUCUCUUCUUUGGUUUGUACAAAUUUGCAUUAAAGGAGCAAAGACCCUUCCCUCCCGGAA
Molecule: messenger RNA, 7024 nt
Organism: Anolis carolinensis (green anole)
Lineage: Eukaryota; Metazoa; Chordata; Lepidosauria; Squamata; Anolidae
Gene: camta2
Product: calmodulin binding transcription activator 2
Exons: 23
Coding region: 313-4527 (1404 amino acids)
Biological process (GO): regulation of transcription by RNA polymerase II
Cellular component (GO): nucleus
Molecular function (GO): protein binding; transcription coregulator activity; double-stranded DNA binding
Source: RefSeq, a predicted model, not a curated record